GAGCCGGAAGAGAAGGUGACGUCACCGGCGUCCAUCUUGACUCAGCUCUUCCGCGAGCCUCUCGGUCUGCCCCGCUCCACAGCCGCGCCGAAUCGGAGGAGAAUCCCGCCGCCGGGGUGCCAUCAUGCCCGGACACCUGCAGGACGGCUUCGGCUGCGUCGUCACCAACCGCUUCGACCAGCUGCUGGACGACGAGUCCGACCCGUUCGAUAUUUUAAAGGCUGCAGAGAGCAGGCGGAGAGACGCGGCCGCCGCGGCCCCCAAACCCGCCGCUCAGGCCGCCAGGCAGCCCAAGAAGGAGUCGCAGAAGGAGCGCAAGAACCCGCCGCCGGAGAAGAAGGACGAGCCGCAGCCUGCUGCCGCGCCGCCGCCCAAGAAAGACGGAGGUGUGAGGCGGGUGGGAAGGAAGCAGCAGCAACAGCAGGACCAGCAUGGACAGAACACUCCCCACCAGCAGGGGGCGCCAGGAGAUCGCAGACCGGAGAGACGAGUUCCACGAGAGCGACGUUUUGAAAAGCCACCUGAGGAAAAACACGAAGGAGGAGAAGGCAGCGUAGACAAGUUUUCUUCCCUCAGGCCGGUGGGAGACAGACCACCGAGGGGUCGCGGUGGAGGUCGCGGCGGUCGAGGAGGUCGUGGGCGGGGAAUCGGACGACCUGACGGAUUCGACUCCCGAGGAAAGCGUGAAUUUGACCGACACAGCGGAAACGACAAAUCGAGCCAGAAAGUGGAGGAGAAGCGAGGAGGAGCUGGAACACACAACUGGGGCAACACCAAGGAAGAAGCCAGCGAACUGCACCAAUCGGCCGCACCUGAGGCGCCCGCGGAAGGGGAGGAGCCUGCUGCACCCGUCGACUCGGAAAACAAAGAGAACGAGGUUGAGGAAGUGAAAGAAGAAGGCCCGAAGGAGAUGACGCUGGACGAGUGGAAGGCCAUGCAGAACAAAGAGCGGGCGAAGGUCGAGUUCAACAUCCGCAAACCCAACGAGGGCUACGAGGGACAGUGGAAGAAAGGAUAUGUCCUGCACAAAUCAAAGAGCAAAGACCUAGCCAGGCCGCCUGGAACUCUGAUUGAAGCCGGAGAUGCUAACGCUGAGUCACUCCACAAGGGCGCCCCUGAGGACGGCUCAGGCGACCACCACUUCCGCAAACCAGCCAACGACAUCACCUCCCAGCUGGAAAUUAACUUCGGAGAUUUGGGACGCCCCGGGCGUGGCCGGGGGGGCUCCCGGGGUGGCAGAGGGGGCCGGGGAGGUGGGAACCGUGCAGGACGUGGUGGGGGCAGGUCUGAGAAGGGAGGUGGAGUGUCUGUUCCCAACGUGGACGACCCCGAGGCGUUUCCCGCCUUGGCCUAAACCCCUGACCUUUGACCCUUGAGCCCCACCUUGACGAGGCCUGCAUGCUUAUGGAUCCUUCGACUAUAGAUAUGAUUUAAAAAAAAAAUCCAACUUGUAAAAGAGAGACUGUGGUGUAGACCGUAGUGAGGACUGAAACUCCACCCCCGCCCCGCCCCGCCCCGCCCCCGUGUUAACGGACUUCUCUCGUUACACUGAAGCUAAUUCUCCAUAGAGCUUUUGUAUUUAGAGACAGGAUAGCUAGCAGGGACGUUCCUACAGUAUUUUAUUUGAUUCCUGGUUUGAUCGCUGUUUGAAUGUACGGCUUUUUCCCAGCAUAGCGUUUUCAGAGUGAGGUUUAAGCUUUCUCUUGUUCUCCUUCUUUUUUUUGGCGUAUUUUAAUAUAAAAUUUUUGCUUGUUUUUUUUAGCAAAAGGAGAACGGGUGGGGUUUCGUGCUAAUUUUACUGUUAUUGACGUACAGAAGUAACGUAUCACUUUAAAUAUUUUAAACAAAGCUCUGAGGUCAAGUUUGUUUUCCUGUUUUUGAUUUAUUAAUUGUUUAUUUUUUGCUUGGCCUGUAGCAAAACCGUAAAUAUGUGAAUGCCUCGUUCUUUUGUUUAUUUUUUCUUCUUCUUGCUUUAUUUCUUUCUAUCUGUCCUUUUUAUCUCAGUCAUUGUGAAUGUUCUGUGUGUAUUUUUUUCCUCUUGUUUUCUUUCUUUUUUUUAGGCUGGUCCUCUCAUAUGUCAUCUUGUACAAAAAGAAAAAAGUUGGGAACACUUUUAAAUAUGUGUGUGUGUUCGUGCAUGUCCUGAUGUUGCCAAGUGGGCGAAGCUUAAGUCUACCUGUUGUAAACUUUUGCUAGCCGUGUACUUAAACUCGGCGUGCACUUCUGUGAGCGGUAUAGUCCAGCGUUACGUUGGAGCGUCAUAGCUGACCUGCUCAACCAGUCUUGUAGUGAAUGGUUGGUUAACUUUAACUUAAGCUAACCUGUGGUGGAAUCAGGACGGGUGUGUGUGUGUCUGAGAGAGAGUUUUGCGUAGACAGGCAUGUUCUGUGGUAAUCGCGUAACCAGAUUAAAAAAAAUAAUAAUAAAAAUUUAUAUUGGCGUGGAUCUCAUCAUGACGGUGGUGACACGUGUUCCAGCUAGUUUGUGGUGUAAAUGACCGGUGGUUCGAGGACCGCCCUCCUGAGGUAUAAGCGAUUAUCGCACGCACAUGCCUGUACACGAGUCACCAAGUUCUCUAACCUGAAGUUUUUAUCUUUAUUAUUAUUAUUAUUAUUAUUAUUAUUAUUAUUGUUGUUGUUCUUGUUAUUGUUCUUGUUGUUGUUCUUGUUACUAUUAACGCCUCAGCAUGCUUAGUGUGGAGACUCCGUCGUCUCACCUUACAAUUUUAACGACUGUUUCCAUGGCAACAGGACGAAUAUUCGUCGUUCCUUAAAGGCGUGGUUUAUAAAAGAAAGCUAGUCAAAUGUUCACGCGCCAACCCUCCAAAACCGAUGACGUCCAUUUCCUUCAUGGGGUUCUUUAUUUCAUUUGUGUGUGUGUGUGUGUGUAAGAGAAACCCAACCACAUUUGUCUCUACACGAAGCACGCCGAGGCUUUUAUUCUCUAGCGCUGAUUGUUGACAUAUCUUUGCACUUAGAUAAAAGGUUUUUGUUGUUUGUUUUUGUUUUUUUUAGCUAACAAGCACAUGAUCUGUCCCUGUUUUAUUCUUUUAAUUUUUUUAAAUAUUUCCAGCAGCACUACUCGAAGAACAUGCUUGAUUCAGGGUGAGUGCGUGCGCGAGUGUGAGAAUGAGAGUGUGUGCGAGAGUGUGUUUAUGAAUGUGUGUGUGGUUUAUUCUGAACUUAGGAGUGACAGUAAACUGGAGGACACUAGGACAUGUAGGAGUCCUCGGACAGUGGGAAACUCCGUAACUCUUUGUAGGACUUUUGGUUUCUGCGGAUGUUCUGCAUUCACACGUCCCUGUUCAAUAAACUUCCUACAGGUGUUAAUGUCACAA
This is a messenger RNA of Clarias gariepinus (North African catfish), 3337 nucleotides long. Its product is annotated as plasminogen activator inhibitor 1 RNA-binding protein-like. Gene Ontology annotation, cellular component: nucleus; cytoplasm. The coding region runs from base 125 to 1354 and encodes 409 amino acids. NCBI's taxonomy places the organism in Eukaryota, Metazoa, Chordata, Actinopteri, Siluriformes, Clariidae. The record is from RefSeq and is a predicted model, not a curated record. The transcript is spliced from 9 exons. Gene Ontology annotation, molecular function: mRNA 3'-UTR binding.